CGAAAUAUUUUUCUGUGUUUGAAGCUAUAGGCGACUUGGCGAUAAGAAUUCAAGAAGAUACACUUGUUCAUGCCCGCUAUGGCCUCUACACAAUUGUCCUUUGAUUAUAUUUCUCCUCAUUUCACUUACCCUUCUUCCAAACAAUUUCAAUUUUUCACUCCAUUACCCAAAAUUCAUGGUUGGCACAACUAUAGAGCUAAAAAUAUACAAAGACUUCAUUGUUCUUCUCCCCAAACAAUUCAUUCAGACAAAGAAAAACAAACCAAUCAGACAAAAAAGCAGAGAAAGCUCAGACCAAGCUUUCUUGAACAAGUUCAAUAUAAAUGGUCUGUUAAACCAACUUCAUUAAGAGAGAAAUUCCCUUGGCAAGAACAAAAUUCAGUAUCAAAAGAACAAGUUGUAGAAAAUCCAGUAGUAAAUGAGUCAGUAACUUCUAGUUCAAGAAUUAAGGUAAAUUUAGCUCCUUGGGUUCAUGGAAAACAACCCAAAAAAUCUCAUCUUGAUGAAAGCAGUACUGUUGUUGAAUCUCUUGAGCAUUGUGAAAAUAUUGUGUCAAAUAGGGUGCAAAAAGCUUUAAACGAAGAAGUAAAUCUUGAUUGUGUUACUGAAGAAUUUGAAGUUGAUUCAAGAAAGGAUGACAAAGAUAUCAAAUUGGAAUCAAGAAAUGAGGUUCAAGACCAUAAAAGUGGUUCCUUUAUGAAGAAUUAUGCUAAAGAUUCAGUAAAAUUGCCAUGGGAAGGUGAGCGAACCGUCGAACCUGUGAGAAAAAGUAAUGCAGAAUUGGCAGAGAAAUUGAUACCUGAGCCUCAAUUGAAGAGACUUAGAAAUGCAGCAUUGAGGAUGGUGGAGAGAAUAAAGGUUGGAUCAGGUGGUGUAACACAGGAACUUGUUGAUUCCAUUCAAGAGAAGUGGAAAGUGGAUGAGAUAGUUAAACUGAGAUUUGAAGGUCCUCCUUCACAUAAUAUGAAAAGAACACAUGACAUUCUAGAGCAUAGAACUGGAGGAUUGGUGAUUUGGAGAUCAGGCAGUUCCAUAGUGUUAUACAGAGGAAUAUCAUACAAGCUUCCUUGUGUACAAUCAUUUACUUCAAAAAACCAUGAUAUUAAUGAAACAGAGUUUUCAAAGAAUGAUAGCGGUCAAAACCUUGGAGUCUUAAAUGGAGCUUCUGAAAGGCCAAGAAAUGGUUUCACUAAUCUGUGUGGUGAAGAAAUAGGGGAUUUAAGCGAGCUCAACAUGCUGUUAGAUGAAGUUGGUCCACGAUUCAAAGAUUGGUCAGGUCGUGAACCACUGCCUGUUGAUGCUGAUCUGUUGCCUGCUGUUGUUCCUGGAUAUAGACCUCCUUUUCGGCGUCUUCCUUAUGGAGCUAAACUUAACCUAAAAAAUAAAGAAAUGACAUACGUACGGAGAACUGCGAGAAUUAUGCCCCCUCAUUUUGCUUUAGGAAGGAACAGAGAACUGCAAGGUUUAGCUGCAGCCAUGGUGAAGCUAUGGAGAAGAAGCGCUAUUGCCAAGAUAGCCAUAAAACGUGGUGUGCAAAAUACAAGCAACGAAAGGAUGGCAGAAGAACUUAAGGUACUGACUGGAGGAACCUUAGUCUCCAGGAAUAAGGAUUAUAUUGUCUUUUACAGGGGUAACGAUUUCUUGCCACCUCGUGUGACGGAAGCACUUGUAGAAGCAGAGAAAAGAAGUGCUUUCUUACAGGAUCAAGAAGAACAAGCACGGCAAAGAGCAGCAACCCCUAUUCAUUCUGAUACUAAAACUCCUAAAAGACCAUUGGUUGCUGGAACUCUUUCUGAAACCAUGGCUGCCACUUCUCGCUGGGGAAACCAACCUAGUAUUGAAGAGAGGGAGAAAAUGAUGAGAGACGCUGCUGUAGCAAGGCAUGCUUCUCUUGUGAAGUAUCUUGAAGAGAAGCUAGCCCUUGCAAAAGGCAAGGUCAAAAGGGCAGAAAAUAUGUUACGUAAAUUGCAGGAAAAUCGGGAACCAUCUGAGCUUCCAACUGAUUUGGAAAUAUUAUCUGCUGAGGAAAGGUUUCUUUUCCGCAAAAUGGGUCUUAGCAUGAAAUCUUUUCUGCUUCUAGGGAGGCGAGAUGUUUUUGAUGGAACUGUAGAAAAUAUACAUUUACAUUGGAAAUACCGGGAGCUGGUGAAGAUUAUUGCAGAGAGGAGGAAUGCAGCACAAAUAAAACACAUUGCAAUUACCCUUGAGGCUGAAAGUGGUGGCCUUUUGGUAUCUAUAGACAAGACUGCCCAAGGUUAUGCAAUUAUACUCUAUCGUGGGAAAAAUUACCACCGUCCUAAUGUAUUCAGGCCCAAAAAUCUUCUGACUAAGAGACAAGCAUUGGCCCGUUCAAUUGAACUUCAAAGACGUGAGGCACUAAAGCAUCAUAUAACAGAGUUGCAAGAUAAGAUUCAGAACUUGAAGUCUGAGCUAGAAGAUACGAACAUGGUUGAGGAGAUUGAUGAGGAGACCUUAUACUCGAGAUUAGACUCAUCUGAUGAUGAGGAUGACAUGGAGAAGCAAUUCCAGGCAGAAGAUCAGAUCAAGUAAUAGCCGAAUGCUUUUGAGGAUGGUGUUGCGUAGUUGCUCAACUGAGGCUACAGGGUGAAGGAAAGUUCUACAUUCGGAGGCACUAGAGUAUAGAGUCGAGGUGAAUAUGCACGUUGAUGACUCAUUACAGAAACGUGUAUUUUCCCUGGUAUCACUAUGAUAAGUUGUCAUGUGUGAAUUUUCCAGCUCCUUUUUAGCUGGGAUGCCUUGUGUAGGUUACAUAUUCCAACCUGCUAUGUACAAUACAACGAUUCGUAAAUGUGAAUAAUGUUGUAAGCCUGAAAGUAAAAUUUGUUAUUGCUUUUGUUGUU
Molecule: messenger RNA, 2861 nt
Organism: Lycium barbarum (goji berry)
Lineage: Eukaryota; Viridiplantae; Streptophyta; Magnoliopsida; Solanales; Solanaceae
Product: CRM-domain containing factor CFM3, chloroplastic/mitochondrial
Exons: 10
Coding region: 70-2550 (826 amino acids)
Biological process (GO): RNA splicing, via transesterification reactions
Molecular function (GO): mRNA binding
Source: RefSeq, a predicted model, not a curated record